Messenger RNA from Hippoglossus stenolepis (Pacific halibut), 4164 nucleotides. RefSeq names its product olfactomedin-like 3b (gene olfml3b). The transcript has 3 exons. The coding region runs from base 87 to 1256 and encodes 389 amino acids. Gene Ontology annotation, biological process: signal transduction. NCBI's taxonomy places the organism in Eukaryota, Metazoa, Chordata, Actinopteri, Pleuronectiformes, Pleuronectidae. The record is from RefSeq and is a predicted model, not a curated record.
GAAUCUGCUGGCUCCUCCACACGCUGCCACUGAGCUCCAGUCAAGACUUCACAGGAGCUGGAGAGAGACACUGAGCUGACACAGAAAUGAGAGGACUAGUUGUCUUGGUUACUUUGGCCUGCUUUGCCAACGCUCAGCACCAAGCACUGAUUGACUAUUUGGAGCAGAGGCUGCUUGCUAUUGAGGACCGGAUCUCUCUGUGGCACGAACAGACCACCCGUUAUGCCUCGGAGCUGCGGGAGCUGAAGAAGCAGAUGGUUUCCCAGCUGGAGAACUUGGACAAAGAGAAAGAGGCGCUGAGAAUGAAUCUGGACGGUGUUGGCACCAGGGUGGACCGGGUGGAGCGGGAGCUGGACUACCUGGAGACGCAGAACGGGGCUCAGCCGUGUGUGGAUGUGGACGACAAGUUGAUAGAGCAGCAGGUGACUCUGGUGCAGGAGAAGCAGAAGGCCAAAUAUUUUAAACUCUCAGGAUGCAGCGACAUGAUCUCCAGUAUAAAAGCCAUGAAGAUCUUAAAGCGAGUUGGAGGACCAAAGGGCAUGUGGAGUAAAGACAGCAGUAGGGGCUCUGGGAAGGUCUACAUCUUUAAUGGGACGGAUGGCGACACCAUCCACGAGUUUUCCUCUGCGCAAGACUUCACCCGCUCCCUGGGCCUGUCUCUGUCCAGGAGCCUGAAGCUGCCGUCAGCCUGGAGGGGAACAGGACACGCCAUCUACAACAACCACGCCUAUUAUGUAAAUCAGGUUGAGGAUCUAAUGGUGGUUAAAUAUGACAUGACGACCAACUCUGUGACGGACAGCGCUGUGUUUCCAGUCCAGGACCAUGUCCCUGUGUACGGCCUGACCCCCGAGACAGUGAUGGACCUGGCUGUGGAUGAGGAAGGCCUGUGGGCCAUUUACGCCACGCGGCAGAAUGAGCGGCACAUCUCUCUGGCUAAAAUGGACGCCAACUCCCUGGACAUCGAGCAGAUGUGGGACACAAACUGCCCGAGAGAGAACGCAGAGUCGGCGUUUGUCAUCUGUGGCACCCUCUAUGUGGUGUACAACACCAAGGAGGCCGGACGCUCACGUGUGCAGUGCGUGUUUGACGUCAAUGGCAUGGUGAGCAACGAAGAGGCGCCACUGGUUUACUUUCCCAAACGCUAUGGAGCUCACUCCAGCCUGAAGUACAACCCACAGGAGCAGCUGCUGUACGCCUGGGAUGACGGCUACCAGAUCCUGUACAAGCUUGUCAUGAAAAAGAAACUCGAAAUAUGAAUUGAUUAAUCGUCAAAAUCAUCCUCCCAAAACUCCCACUAACACAUCCACCACUGCAUACACUCCACACACUGCAAGGACCUGCAGGCGUUAUGCAAAGUUUAGUUCCUUGCAAAAUUAUUCAUAUAACUGGCGACCAUUUUAUAAUGUGUGUUGUAGAAUUUCAAAUUUUUUGAAUUAGUUCAUUUUAGGGCAGCCAUUAGUUUCCAUUUCAUAUACUAUUGAAUCAUACAUCAUAGAAAAAAGUAAUAUAAAAUAAUUUAAAAUAUGAUUUAAUGCUAAUGUUCACUAUGAUGCAACAACUAGACAAUGUUUCAAGUGUGUCAUUUCAUUUUCCUACUAUGAGGAAACUAGAAUGGCACUCAGUAGACUGCAUACCUCCAACAGUCAAAGAGCCAAAUUUCACAAACUCAUAGAUUUCAUAAAUGUGCCUUAUUUUCCAUCAAGACCCAUGAAUUCUUCCCUGGGAAAAUACUGUAUCUUGCAAUGCUAAAAAAACAUUUUCUAAAAUGUCUUCAUCUAGAAAUUUAAGGGGUUCUUUCCUGAGCCAUUCCGCAUUACUCUCCCAAGUUUCAAGGAAAUCCGUUCAGCUGGUUUUUUUGUAAUAUUGCUAACAAACCAACCAACACACAAAACGGACAGAGGUGAAAACAUGACCUCCUUGGUGGAGUUAAUACUCCAAUCUGAAACAUUCCAACAUGGUUUGUUAAAUAUAGCCUGCAAUGUUUGAAGUAAACGUGAAUGCAAAGUUACAGAAAUGCUAAAUUACUGUUGUGUUCUUAUAUGUUUGAAAAAAGUUUUUGAUUGUAUAGAAAUUUGUACUUUCACAGGUUCAGGUUUGAAUUUAAGACUCUGAGGGCAGAACACUGCAGGAUCUGAGACAAAGAAUAGUCUCACAGGUUUCAUGUAAGAUCCUGAAUCAAAGACUGAGACUGAAUGUGGGAACAGAGUGACUGUUCACAGAGUCUAACAGGCUGCUGAGCACUUUUCCAGAGUUUCAGAGGUUUAGGCUGAGUCAAGGGCUGGCAGGUGUCCAACCUGUAAGUGUGGUAAUGAGAGCUGGCUGAGCCUGGCAGGAAGGGAAGUUAGGUCAGAAAAAGAAAACACACACAGUGGUCAUUAUUCAGGCGGACAGGCAGGUAAAAGACCUACAAAAAGAUUUUAAAAACUAGAGCAUUCAGUAGUGUGCAUACCUCCACUAACAGGGCCCUUAAGUUGCUUUCAGACCUGAACUGAAGUCCAGACAUUUCCCUAAAAAUGUCCAGGGGUUGUAUGUGAGAACACAAAUGUCCAAGUCAGUGGUUGAACUUUACCUGCCAGCCCCCUGAUAAAAUGUCUAGAAAAAUGAGCAGCGUGCGAUUUCUAACACAUUUCUAACAUGUGAAAAAAAACAAUACAAAUGUCUCGGGAUGAAAAUGAGGUGCCACAGAAGUAGAAGAUGCAGACGAAGAAGUAAACUUGGAAAGACAGUGAGAUUCGAGAGAUUUUGGUGAUAAGGGCAGACGCCAAUGUUGAUGUGCUGUAAACAAAAACAGCGGAAUCUACAUCAACAAUCUUUGUUCUGCCUCCUGCGUGCUCUACCCAGAGGUCACGCCUCACCUCAAUGUCCCAGACAUUCUUGUGAACAUGAAGAAAGGGGUCAAACAAAUCCUGGAUCUGCACCUUUAGUGGAAUCUGCUCCAGACGUUUUUAGGGCCAUCCUUAGCCUAUACCCCGCCCUUCCACCAAGUUUGAAUAAUAUCAGCUCAGCAGGUUUUAAUCCUUGCAAAAAACGCAAACUUCCAAAAUCCAAAAUCCUCACCAGUUCUUUAUCAGAGGCACAGUGUCUCAUGGUCGGCCAAAUCUUAUUUCUAAUCAUGGUACUGUACUGCUGCUGGUGGGUCAACUUGAAUAGGUUUACUUUACUUGAUCUCUGGUGUUGUUCCAAAGACCCUUUUCCCCUUCUGAUGUAUAAAAAUAAAGAUCACACCAUACUUUUAAACCUUUUCAUACGAUGCACCUGACCGCUCAGUUUGACCUCACUGUCAAAAUCUGUCCAUCUUAUGCUUUACGCAUAAAUGCAUAAACGCUCUAAUUUCUCAUUUCCAUGCGCAUCAGAUUCAUUGGAGGUCAGUUUUUCUGUGCAACUGUUCACCCCAAGUUCUACAUCCAUCGACCUCAUAAAGAGUCAAAGACAAAGGUAACAGCAGUUGUGGUGUCCAUAAUAAGUCAGUCUAAAUAAAGGCUUCAGUGUAGUUUAACUAGUCACAAUAUAUCAUUCAUUAUAUUCAACAAGAGGCAAAGCUUAGAUCAUUUAGAGCAUUUAUUCAAUUUAAUUACUUCUAGUGAUUGGAUCAAUAAAGUUUAAUACCAACACCUAUCAUCAUCAAAUAUGGUGUCACUUGUAUAACAUCCUCAACAAAGCUGUCACUGCAAGUAAAAAAACCGCUAGCUGGCUAGCACUAAUAUAUAUUUCUCUCUUUAUGUGUAUUUUUCCUACAAGCCGAGCACAUGUGUUUCUUGUGGUGUUAAUUUUUUACUAAAUGAAAUCACCAAAAUAAGCAGAGCGCCAUCAUUCUCAUUUAAUGCAUUGUUAUUUUAACAAUUAAUUUAUAUCUCAGUAUAAAAUAUAUUUCUUACUGUUUGCUUACUAACAUGCUUAUAAUCCCACAAUUUAUUUUGCUUCUAGUUACUGUUCUUUAUUAGAAUAAAUGGUAAACUACACGUGUUAACUCUUGGACUCUUUCUAUAAACAGAUACAAACGUAUUAAAGCCACUAUGUAGGAUUUUAACGUUUUAGACUUUUUCCUAUUUACACUGUUGUUAAAAUGCUUCUUUUUCACCCUGCUUCCUGGAAAGUGAAUCUCUGUAUUGUUUGACAUGAUGUCAAAAUAUGGCGUGACAAAUAAAAACGCAUUCCUGUUUAAAA